This is a messenger RNA of Oryctolagus cuniculus (rabbit), 3218 nucleotides long. RefSeq names its product solute carrier family 30 member 9 (gene SLC30A9). The record is from RefSeq and is a predicted model, not a curated record. Gene Ontology annotation, biological process: transmembrane transport; intracellular zinc ion homeostasis; zinc ion transport. NCBI's taxonomy places the organism in Eukaryota, Metazoa, Chordata, Mammalia, Lagomorpha, Leporidae. Gene Ontology annotation, molecular function: monoatomic cation transmembrane transporter activity. Gene Ontology annotation, cellular component: membrane; endoplasmic reticulum.
GGCGUCGCUAAACGAAAUUACAGCUUCCGGGUCGCUGAGGCCGCCCUGCGGCGGCGCAGGAUUUCAGGGUGUGCUGGUGUCCAGUCUAUGGAGUCAGCGGGUGCCCGCGGCUUCGUGGAGGCCGGCGGUGGUGCGCGAGUAGGGGCCUCUGCCCCGCCAGGAUGUUACCGGGCUUGGCCGCCGCCGCUGCGGCCCACAGAUGUAGCUGGUCCUCUCUGUGCCGGCUCCGUCUGCGCUGCAGGGCGGCGGCCCGCGGCUCCAGUGACCGCCAGGAAUGGCAGAAUUUUGGAAGCUUUGCAAAUGUAGUUCCUUGUAGUCACCCAUAUCUUUGUACACUAAGUCAAGUAAAGUUGUACUCUACAAAUGCCCAGAAAGAAGGACAGGGAUCUGAAUCUCCCAGAGUGGAAAAAGUGCCAUCAUUUGAUGAAACAGCAGAAAAUAUGGGCGCAGAACUCAAAGCUCCACUUAAAGAACCUCUCCAAGUAAGAGUCAAAGCAGUCCUUAAGAAAAGGGAGUAUGGAUCUAAAUAUACUCAAAAUAAUUUCAUCACGGGGGUCCGAGCGAUAAAUGAGUUCUGCCUGAAGUCCAGUGAUCUAGAACAGCUUCGAAAAAUCAGACGACGAAGUCCCCAUGAAGAUACCGAAUCCUUUACUGUGUACUUGAGAUCAGAUGUGGAGGCAAAAUCUUUGGAAGUUUGGGGAAGCCCUGAAGCUCUUGCCAGAGAAAAAAAGCUACGUAAGGAAGCAGAAAUAGAAUAUAGAGAACGGCUAUUUAGAAACCAAAAAAUAUUAAGAGAAUAUCGAGAUUUCUUGGGAAAUACCAAGCCACGCUCUGGAACAGCAUCAGUGUUCUUUAAGGGACCAGGAAAAGUGGUGAUGGUUGCCAUUUGCAUAAAUGGAUUAAACUGCUUCUUUAAGUUUCUUGCCUGGAUUUAUACGGGGUCAGCAAGUAUGUUCUCAGAAGCUAUACAUUCAUUAUCUGAUACUUGUAAUCAGGGUUUACUAGCAUUGGGCAUCAGUAAGUCAGUACAGACACCAGAUCCUUCACACCCGUAUGGAUUUUCCAAUAUGCGCUACAUUUCUUCACUGAUUAGUGGUGUUGGUAUUUUCAUGAUGGGAGCAGGAUUAUCUUGGUACCAUGGAGUCAUGGGAUUGCUUCAUCCUCAACCAAUAGAAUCUCUUUUAUGGGCAUAUUGUAUUUUAGCAGGAUCAUUGGUAUCUGAAGGAGCAACACUUCUUGUUGCUGUAAAUGAACUUCGUAGAAGUGCUCGGGCCAAAGGAAUGUCAUUUUACAAGUAUGUAAUGGAAAGUCGUGAUCCUAGUACAAAUGUUAUAUUAUUGGAGGAUACUGCAGCGGUCUUAGGUGUGACAAUAGCAGCCACUUGCAUGGGCCUUACUUCAAUAACAGGCAAUCCACUCUAUGACAGCCUAGGCUCUCUGGGUGUGGGCACCUUAUUAGGCGUGGUCUCAGCAUUCCUCAUCUACACUAACACAGAAGCCCUCUUAGGGCGAUCCAUCCAGCCAGAACAAGUACAACGGCUUACUGAACUCCUGGAGAACGACCCUUCAGUAAGGGCAAUUCAUGACGUGAAAGCCACAGAUCUGGGAUUAGGUAAAGUAAGAUUUAAGGCAGAAGUGGAUUUCGAUGGACGAGUUGUUACAAGAUCAUAUUUGGAAAAACAAGAUUUUGACCAAAUGCUACAAGAAAUUCAAGAAGUGAAAACUCCAGAAGAACUAGAGACCUUUAUGCUUAAACAUGGAGAGAACAUUAUUGACACCUUAGGAGCUGAAGUGGACAGACUUGAGAAGGAACUAAAAAAACGAAACCCCGAGGUUCGGCACGUGGAUUUGGAGAUACUGUAAACGUGGCGGAGUGAGGCACUUGGGCAGCUCGUUUUCCAGCGCUCUGCAGAGCCCGUUUCCGCCUCUUCCACGCUGACUGCAGCACACUCGGAAGCCGUUGUUUCUCCGAGGAAGGAAAUACUUUGUGUGGAGAGCGACUGAGCAGGCCACAGAACCAGGACUGCUUCCUAACUUCUGUGAGACGCAGUACACGUUGGAUCAGUCUGAAAAUCAUGAUUUUGUGCUUCAGUCAGGAACGUUUUGGUACUUGCAUCGUUGAUAAUUUCUCAUGUUAGCCUGUCAGUCUGUGUUGUACCUUGCAAUCAUGUUUCCUUUCUUCACGCUGGUAAAAAGUAAGUGGCAUCCCCAGGAUUAUGGCUCUCAGUUGUUUCCACUGAAGGUUUCACCCCAUCGGAACCUGCCGGCCUUGAAUAUGCUGGCUGUGUCCUGCCAUGUGGUUUUUAAACAGUCACUCUGCUUUCCUUAUAAAAUGUGUAAAUUAUUUUGACAUACCUUGUGUCUUUGACUAGUGCUAGGAGGAACAGUAUCCUAACCUGGUUAUCCACAAUGUUCAUUCCAGAAAUGAUUUAGUUACUGAACUGAAUGAAGACAUUUCAGUAUACUCUCUUAGGCCAUACUUGUUAUAAUUUUGUAAAUUUCCUUGUUUUUCUUUUGCUUCUUUUUCUUAUUUGGUUUAAUUUUUUUAAUGUUAACAGGUAUAAAAUAAUCCUAGGUGUUUCCAUGGGCCAGUGUGAUGACUUUUUUUUUUUGUUUAAACAAGUUGCAGUGCCAUUUGUUUAUUUACUGAGAGAUAAUGCAUUUAUAAGCAUUUUAACACUCUGUAAAAUGGACUAGAAGUAUUUAUAAUUUUAUAGACAGGAUAGCAUUUUAUUUUAAUUUAUUUAAAAUGAGGCACUACUUGUGUAAAUCUCAACUGUGGGAUAUUUCUUGCUUUAAGGAGGAGAGAAGUAAACCUCUUACGCUGAAACUUGUGUCAUGAUUUUGUAUAAUACAGUCAAUUGUGUGUCUGUGAGCUUCUUGCAGUUACACAUGGGCAUUUAUCAUAAUAUAUUGGUAUAAUAUAUUAUGUAACUAAAUAGCUUUCUAAUGACCAUAAGCUAUCAAGGUUUAAAAAAAAAUGCAAUUUAGUAAUUGAAAGUUUAGUGGAAGACGACAGCUGUCUCCCCUGAAACGAGUCACGAGCACCUGAAUGUAUUCUGGGAGCGGUGAGCAUGGCUCCCGAGAGUGGUGGCGGGAACUUCUCAGGGUGAGCUUUGCUUGCAGACCUAACUACCUUCGUGAGUCAGCAUCUUCAGACUUACUGAGAUGGGAGAUUAUUGUAAUGCCGGAAACAAAAAUAAAUCUUUGACUAAAGGG